AUGUACAUCUUAACCCUCCUCCUCCUCACCCUCCUCACCCUCCUCGGAGCAACCGUGGCAUCCCCCACCAUCGCAGCAAUGGAGAAGGAGAAGCCGCUAGCCGCCCGAGUGAAUAUCCUACCCAACGGCGCAACCUGCAACAAGGACGGGAGUAUGGGGCUCUGCCAGAGUAAUUUCUGCAUGCAAAAUGAGGGGGCUGCUACGGGGGUCUGUCGGUGA
Aspergillus aculeatus ATCC 16872 is the source of this 219-nucleotide messenger RNA. RefSeq lists its product as uncharacterized. The coding region runs from base 1 to 219 and encodes 72 amino acids. The transcript is spliced from 3 exons. The record is from RefSeq and is a predicted model, not a curated record. Lineage: Eukaryota; Fungi; Ascomycota; Eurotiomycetes; Eurotiales; Aspergillaceae.